This is a messenger RNA of Pollicipes pollicipes, 3177 nucleotides long. RefSeq names its product 3-hydroxy-3-methylglutaryl-coenzyme A reductase-like. Gene Ontology annotation, biological process: isoprenoid biosynthetic process; coenzyme A metabolic process; sterol biosynthetic process. The record is from RefSeq and is a predicted model, not a curated record. Lineage: Eukaryota; Metazoa; Arthropoda; Thecostraca; Pollicipedomorpha; Pollicipedidae. Gene Ontology annotation, cellular component: peroxisomal membrane; endoplasmic reticulum membrane. Gene Ontology annotation, molecular function: hydroxymethylglutaryl-CoA reductase (NADPH) activity; protein binding.
AUGGCAGGCGCCGACUCGCUGUCGGACGCCGAGCUGCUGGCGCUGCUGCGCGCGCGCCGGCUGCGCGCCUACCAGCUGGAGGCGCGGCUGGCCGACCCGGAGCGGGCCGUGGACGUGCGCCGCCAGCACGUGACCGAGGCCGGCCACCUGCUGGACGCCAUGGACGAGCUGCCGUACCGGGGAUACGAGUACGAGCGCGUGAUGGGCGCCUGCUGCGAGAACGUGGUGGGCUUCAUGCCGCUGCCGCUGGGCGUGGUGGGGCCGCUCACGCUCGACAACAGGCAGUACUACGUGCCGCUGGCCACCACCGAAGGAGCGCUGGUGGCCAGCACCAACCGCGGCGUCUGGCCGUGCGCAAGUGUGGCGUCAAACAGCUACAUCGUGGGCGACGGCAUGACCCGGGCGCCGGUCAUCGAGUGUGUGUCGGCCAAUCAGGAGAGUGACAUCCUGUUCUGGCUGGAGACGACGGACGGCUUCCACGCCGUCAAGCUGGCCUUCGACUCGACGUCACGCUUCGCCCGCCUCAAGAACGUCGAGGUCAGCAUGUUCGGCCGUCAGCUGUUCGUCCGCUUCGUGGCCAAGACGGGCGACGCCAUGGGCAUGAACAUGGUGUCCAAGGGGACGGAGAAGGCGCUGGAGCACAUACAGCAGCUCUUCCCCGAGAUCGUCAUCACCAGCGUCAGCAGCAACGUCUGUACGGACAAGAAGCCGUCGGCCGUGAACUGGAUCCGCGGCCGCGGUAAGUCGGUCAUCUGCGAGGCGGUGGUGCCGGCCGAUGUGGUCACCAGCGUGCUGAAGACCACCGUGCCGGCCAUGGUGAACCUGGCCAUCAAGAAGAACCUGAUCGGCUCGGCGGUAGCAGGAAGCAUCGGCGGCAACAACGCGCACGCCGCCAACAUUGUCACCGCCAUCUACAUUGCCACUGGCCAGGACCCGGCCCAGAACGUGUGCAGCAGCAACUGCAUGACGCUGCUGGAGCCGUGGGGCGAGACGGGCGAGGACCUGUACGUCACGUGCACCAUGCCCUGCCUGGAGGUGGGCACGGUGGGUGGCGGCACCGUCCUCAAGGCGCAGCGCGCCUGCCUGCGCAUGCUCGGCUGCCAGGGCGCCAACGCUAGCCAACCGGGUCAGAACGCCCGACAGCUGGCCAGCGUGGUGUGCGCCACCGUGCUGGCUGGCGAGCUGUCGCUGCUGGCCGCUCAGAGCGCCGGGCACCUCGUCAAGAGCCACAUGACGCUCAACAGACAACCUGUGGAGGACGAACGCGACUCCUCGGACCAGCCGCCAGGAAGCGCUCAACCGCUAGCGGCAGUCGCUGCGCUCGGCUGCAUCACCAGCUAGGGCCGGCUCCGAGCCUGAGCGCGGGGACGGGCCGGCGUCGGUGGCUACUGCCCAGCUAGGGCCGGCUCCGAGCCAGGAGGCGCUGAACCGCUAGCGGCAGUCGCCGCGCUCGGCUGCAUCACCAGCUAGGGCCGGCUCUGAGCGAGGAGGCGCUGAACCGCUAGCCGCAGCCGCUGCUGCCGGCGGCUGCUGACGGGCCUCGCCAUGCGGCGGUCAGGCUCACGUUCCUGGGCUUCCGCCUCGCACCCAGCCGCCUCGUCUCCGCCCGGCCGACAGCCCCGACCAGGGACGUCACCAAGACCUGAGGCUCUGGGGGAGACAACUGACGACCAGUGCGUGUGUGUGUGUGUGUGCGUGGGGUACCCAGACUGGUACCUUGCGGUUCAAACCGAGGAUGAGUGGCUAAGCUGUUGCAAUUAGGCUUGUGUGUGUGCUGUCAUCGCAUCAGGCGGGGAUUCGGAGGUGGCGUGGCGCCUCGGGGGACGUGCCUGGUUCCAGCGGGACAGUGUAACCCGGCCGACCGGGCGGCUGGACCGGCCCGGUCCCCGCCUGGCGCUGGCCGAGACCGCCCGUCGACGCUGCUGCCGCCGACCCGCCCCACAAAAUACUCGGCGUGUGUGCGUGGUGUACUUGGAGUGGUGGAUGAGGGAGUGCACGGGAAUGUGCAGAGGUGGUGUUCUGGAGGCCGGCUCCUGUUUGAUCUGUUCCCUGGGAAAACGGGUGUUGAGAUGUGUACCUCGUGCCGGGGCGUCGGCGUCAGCGAAAGGCCGCGAGGGACUGCCGUGAAGGGGUCUGCUGGGAGCAACUGUCGUCGUGAAGCGAUCUGUUGGUAGGAACUGCCGUGAAAGGGCCUGUUGAGAAUACGUGUGUGUUGCGUGGUAAUGGGCCCGCCUGUUGCAUCCCCUGCUAGCGUUCGUGGUACGGUCUGUCUUUCAACUCCGCAAGUCCUAGAUCCUUUAGUUAUAUCUUUGCACCCCUACCUCGUGUAUGCAUGAAGCGAUGUUAAUUAGUUUUACAUUUAUUUAUUUAUUAGCCCCGUGUUGAACACGACUCAGGAUAGCUUCUGACGCGUGGUGCCGUUGAAGUCGUAUGACAUGGACGCGGUGGGCUGUAUGAAUUCGGGGAGCAUUUGGCCCGUUCAGUUUAAGUUGGUGUAGGAAAUGGAAAAUAAUACCAUGCCUAGUAUUUCGUGAGAAAAUCCCAUCGCCAUGGCUCUCGAGGGCAGCUAUUUCUGUCCUCAAAAUGGAAAGCCGUCCCUGUCAUGCGCACCAAAGAUGACGUUUGUGCCCAGCAGCGCGCUGGUGGCUGCACCAGCGAAUUUCUAGCAACGUGACGAGCGCUGCUGCCCAGCGUUAGGGAAAAUAUUUAACCGAUCAUGUUUGCUACAGUCCAGCAGCCAGCUUAUUCGUGAGGGUUUAGAAAGAGUACUAAUUUGCGCCGAAAACGCCCCAAUGCGCGGUAAUCUUCGUGUGAAACAUAAGCCGCGCGCUCCCAGGUUGCCGCAAUGGCGCAUAAGCUACUGCCGAGAUUUCCUAUGUGUAGGACACAUCGCUCCAGCCCAGCUCCUUCAGCUUGUCCGUGCCUGCUGCCACACUUCAUUGGCGCCGUGUGGUGGUGGAACGAAUUGCCGUGCUUUGAUUCGACGUCCACACAGUCGCGCGUUCCCCAGCGGUGCUGUGACUCGUCUGCUACCAGUCAGCUCGCCGUCGUUGACGUAAUUUUUAGUGAUGCGCGAGUGCGAGCGAACGUUUUAGUGUUUGAACUGAUCACUGAUGUAUCCUCUGAAUCAUAUGGCUCUGGAUAUGUAUUUAUUUUCGCAUGCAAGAAUACAGAAGG